Plasmodium adleri (nom. inval.) is the source of this 1134-nucleotide messenger RNA. RefSeq names its product conserved Plasmodium protein, unknown function. The transcript has a single exon. Bases 1 to 1134 code for a protein of 377 amino acids. The record is from RefSeq and is a predicted model, not a curated record. NCBI's taxonomy places the organism in Eukaryota, Apicomplexa, Aconoidasida, Haemosporida, Plasmodiidae.
AUGUUAAUUCUUAAAAAUGUGGAACAUACCAUUUUUUUAAAAAUUUUUAAAAGAUCAUUUUCUAGAAAUGUUAAUAAUAACAAAUUCGUCAUAAAACCUUCAUCCGUAAGAAUAAGAAGUGAUAAAAAUAAUUUUAAUGAUAUAAUAAAUAAAUAUUUUCCUAAUCGAAUACUAAAAAAAAGAAAGCAGCAAGAUGAGUACAACAAGGUGAAUAACAUGAAUGAAGAAAAAAAUAAAAAAUAUUAUCUCUCAUCAAAAAUUGAAAGGAGAUUAAAAAUGGAAAAGGCUAAUGAUCAAAGUAAUAUUUCAAUUUGUAGUUCUAUCACUAGCGAUAAAAAUGAAAACAAUUAUUUUUUAGAUAGUUACAAUAAUAUAAAUAAUAGUGAUAAUAUAAAUAAUAGUGAUAAUAUAACUAAUAGUGAUAUUAUAAAUAAUAGUGAUAUUAUAAAUAACAGUGAUAAUAUAAAAAAUAAUUUGUUUGGAUGUGGUAUGACAUGUAACAAUGUACUUAUCGAAGAAAACCAAAAUAAGGUAAUAAAAAAUAAUAAGAAGAAUACCCUCGAGAUUACAAAGGAAGAACAUGAUAUUCAGAAAUAUAAAAAUAAAUUACAUAAGAAAAUAUGGAUUUUAUUAAAAAGAAAAAGUAAUGAAAAAGAAUUUGAACAUUAUUAUAAUAUGUUAGAAAAGUAUCCUUUAAAAGAUGAAGUAUCUUAUUCAAUAUUAUUACAUGGAAAACUUCUAAUAUCAAAAAAAAAAAAGGAUAAUAAGGAAGAUUAUCAUGAUAUUAUAAAAGAGUGCUUUAAAAUAAUUAACGAAAUGAAAGUUAAAAAAAUACAUGCUUCUUUAAUUCGAUUCAAUGAGAAAUUAUUACUCUCUUAUUAUGAAUUAAUAAAAUUAAAUGUGCGCCCUACAUAUAAACAGUGGAUGAAAAUUUUAAGAACAGUGUGGUUUGUAUCUGCCUUAGUUAAAGCUAGAAGACAGAAAUUUAUUUUAAGAAAAAUGAAAAAAAUCAAAAAUAAAAAUUCGGUUUCCUUGGAUAAUUUUAAUGAAACUUUUAAUAUACAUAAUUUGGAAUGUCUUUAUGUCGAAAAUAGGGACCCCUUGAUAGCUAAUAAUGUCCAGCAAGGAAUUUAA